Molecule: messenger RNA, 1263 nt
Organism: Pichia membranifaciens NRRL Y-2026
Lineage: Eukaryota; Fungi; Ascomycota; Pichiomycetes; Pichiales; Pichiaceae
Exons: 1
Biological process (GO): error-prone translesion synthesis; response to radiation
Cellular component (GO): site of double-strand break; nucleus; replication fork
Molecular function (GO): DNA-directed DNA polymerase activity; damaged DNA binding
Source: RefSeq, a predicted model, not a curated record
UCUGAAUUCACCUAUAAGAAUUUGCUGGACUUGAAUGACAGCAGAAAAGCGUACCAGAGCCCGUUGGCUGUUAUUUGCCACAUAGAUCUUAACGCGUUCUUUGCUCAAUGUGAACAGUUGAGGUUGGGACUUUCUGAACAGGACCCUGUCGUUUGUGUGCAAUGGAAUACUUUGAUUGCUGUUUCAUAUGCUGCUCGUGAUUAUGGAAUAACGAGGAUGGACAGACUUGAACAGGCAAAACAGAAAUGCCCAAACCUUAUACCUGCCCACACUGCAGUUUUCAAAAAGGGCGAACCUUUUUGGAAGUAUGUUGACCACAUGCCCUCUCCAGCUACCCAUAAGGUAUCACUUGAUCCUUACCGUCGAGAGGGAAAAAAGGUUUUGAAUAUCUUCAGAAGUGAGUGUGACCUGGUGGAAAAGGCAAGUGUCGAUGAGAGUUUCAUGGAUCUAGGAAGGCUAGUAUUCAGGCGAAUACUCACCUUGUUUCCGAAUAUACUGGAAGGAAUGACAAGCAAAUCGGACACAUUGAAGCCAAUUGAUCAUUUACCGCAGGGUAUUGACUUUAAGGGAUAUAUCAUAGCGAAAAAGGAUGAUGCUGAGAAUGAGUCGGCGAUAGCAGAUGAAGACAGUUCCUUCCUAGUCGAAGAUUGGGACGAUCUUGUGAUCUUGGUGGGUUCGAUGAUUUGCUACGAAUUGAGAAAGAAAGUUGAGGAACAACUUGGGUAUAAGACUUCGGGUGGAGUGGGAAAAGUGAAGACGAUUGCGAAGCUUGCUAGUGGGUUCAAAAAGCCGGAUCAACAGACGAUAGUACGAAAUGACUCCGUUCCAGGUUUUUUAAAAUAUUUCAGGUUGACUGACUUCUGGUCUAUGGGUGGCAAAACUGGUAGUUAUGUGAAGGAAACGCUUGGCGAGGAUAUUUCAAUAAGCUCGAUAAGGGAUCAAUAUUCAUCACCUACCGAAUUAGCUCAGGCCUUGGAUAAAAACUAUGAUCUUGCAUCUAAAAUUUUCCUAAUGAUUCGAGGAGAAUAUGCUCUUCCGUUAGAAGAAAGAGAGCUGCUGAAGUCCAUGGCAGCAAAUAAAAACUUCAGACAAUCAAUUUACAAGAAGGCAGAUCUAAUACCUUGGAUUAAUGUUUUUAUCGGGGAGUUGAUUCUUCGAAUUCAAGAUUUGGAUGACGAAUAUAACACAAUUUCAAGGCCGACGAAAAUGACCUUAUCCGUUUUAGGCAGCUCGGGGACACGACAUUCCAAGCAAUGCACGUUG